UCUCGCGCCGCUUAUUUUUUCCGUCCCGCACAUAAAAUUCGAAACGCAAAUACGCGAUAGGAAGAGGAGGAGGAGGAGGGAGGCGGCGGCGGCGGCGGUCACGACACGGCGGCUUAGGGUUUCCUCUCGGAGCGACCCGCACAGGUGGAGGCCUGCGUCCGCGCGCGCGCGCGCGCCGCCACGGGGGGAGGUGGCUGGGCGCUGUUGAUGCCGGCAAGUCUAAAUCUCCGGUGAGCCCCCUCUGAUUCCGGCAGCCGCAUCACCAUGCCGACCAUCACACACUACGUGCUGGACCCGUUACUGGAGACCGGGUCGGCCACACAGACCCAGAAGGCUACUCCCAGGCCGCCGCCAGCUCCUCCGCUGCCUCAGGAGAGGCCAAUACCUGUGCCGGCGGCUCCUGUCAGGAUAGCGCAGACAGUGUCGGUGACGCUGUACGCCGCGCCUGAGAGCUCAUCGUUGCCGGAUUCGCCUUCCUCAUUCCAGGGAAGCUGGUCACCUUACCUCGUCAACCAUAAAAGGCGGGGACCCUGCUUGGCGAAGACACUUUCCCAGGGGGAUGUUGGUAGUGAGUGUAGCCAGCCAAAUCUCCCUGUGACGCUCCCUCUAUUGCCAAGAAGAAGUCAAUCCUUUGAAGUGCAAGAGCCUGAGCUUGCGUUUCAGCAAGCAAGCAAUGGUGCCCUUGAAGGUGAUAAUGGGGUGGUGGAGAACCUUGAGAGGCAGAAUGGAAUGCUACAGAAGGGCAAGGGUACUGUUUCAGGCGAAGAUGAGCAUGAUAAGGCUGAAUUUGAGUUUCAGCACGGAAAUCUUGAUGCGUUAGUGAGGCCUGUCAAUGUUGUAAGGUCUGCUAAUGGUGGAACACCAAGGAAUGUCAUCAAUAAUGAUGCCUUCUUUGAGCUUCAGGAUUCAUUGAGCGUGGCUAGUAACUCUGAGGCUGAGGAUGCUGGCGGGCAUGAGCGGUGGUGGAAACCCAGUUCCCCUUUUGGGACAUCUGUUGGCACACCUGGUGCAGAAUUCUAUGAUGCAUUUGAAGAAAUAUCCAGUGAUGGUGCAACUCGAUCUUCACAAUGCAUGGAUGAUGAUCUUCGUGAAAUGAGGUUGAGUCUGUUGAUGGAAAUUGAGAAAAGGAAGCAAGCUGAGGAAGCACUUGAGAACUGGCAAAAGGAGUGGAAGAAGCUGAGUGAUCACCUAUCACUUAUUGCCUUGACACUUCCACCUCCAAGUUUAGCUGAGAACACUGAUGAUUCAAGCAUGGAUCCUGGAGCUGAGCUGUGCCAACAAAUAACUGUUUCACAACUUGUAGCUGCUGCUAUUGCAGGGGGGUUUGCUCGCGCAGAAGUUGAGUCAGAUAUGGAGACUGCAAUCGCAGGAAAGAACUUUGAGAUUGCAAGGCUAUCAGAUAGGGUCCAGUACUAUGAAGCUGCAAACAGGGAGAUGUCUCAAAGAAACCAAGAGGCUAUUGAGAUGUCAAGGCAACAACGAAGCAUCCGAAAGAAGAGGCAGAAGUGGUUCUGGGGAUCGGUUGGGCUUGCUGUUACCCUUGGCACAGCUGCCAUUGCCUGGUCCUACCUACCUUCAGCGCAGCCCCAAGCCAAGACAGACUCUAAUAGCACCAACAGCGAUUAGAGCUAGAUGAAGAUGUAUCUUCUCCACCUUUCAGAAAUCCUAACAAGCUCUAACUAUACAAUCCUAGAAGAAAGAAAAGAGUGUAUAAGUUCUCUUUUGGUGAUCGGCUGUGAUCACUGUAAUCUUCAUUGUCGUGUCUUGUAAAAUGUCGAAUGGGCCUCUUCCUCCAGGACUGGCUCCGUUCCCUCACAGUAAAUCCCUCUUUGCAUAGUUGGUUGUGCAAAAUAAUACGAGGAAUGUGGAUGGGUAGUAAUCCAUGGUCCAUGCAAACUCCAGUGGAGUUGAUUUUGAAAACCGCAAUUUUGAUCU
Messenger RNA from Oryza brachyantha (malo sina), 1935 nucleotides. RefSeq lists its product as uncharacterized. Bases 265 to 1626 code for a protein of 453 amino acids. The transcript is spliced from 4 exons. The record is from RefSeq and is a predicted model, not a curated record. NCBI's taxonomy places the organism in Eukaryota, Viridiplantae, Streptophyta, Magnoliopsida, Poales, Poaceae.